AAUGUGUUAACUUCAUGGAACCCGAAAAACGACAUCCAAAAUAAGAGGGUAGUUUAUAUUUUUUUUCUAAAUAAACAAUAACAAAAGCAAAUAAACUAACAAUCAAUCAGCCUAAUUAAAUAAUAAUUUAUAUUGUUUAAAUAAUUAUAAAUUAAAUAUUACUUCAAGAUUUUAUAUUAUAAAAAAAAAGUGAUAAUUAACAACAAAAGUGUUUUAAUAUUUUCUCUUGGUGUUGCAAUGAUUUUAUUGAUGUGAUCAGUGAUGUUUAUUGUUGAUUGUAAACAUUGAUUACAUACUCAAUGAUUGUAUUAUUAGUCAACAAUUAUGUUAUUUAAUUAUUAAUAAAAUUAUUUAAUAUUAUAUUGAGAAAAAAAAAAGAAGAAAAAAAAGAGAAAGAGGGUGACUAAAAUAAAAAUAAUAUCAAGGGUCAUUUGUAAUUAUUUAUGGAGCCUGGAUGAUAAUGACAUAUUUAUUUGGCAAAAAAAACUCUUGACUGACGAUUGGAUGUGAUAAACUGGAUAUGUCGUAUUUGAUGAAGAAAGGAUGGGUUGUGUCAAUAGUCGGACAGACAUCAACGAUCUUCAUCCAAAUAUAUUUCAAGUUAUGAAUGUUGAUGAUUUGGGUAAUCUGAUAACACCUGGUAGACUUGAAGUAACUGAUACAGAUAUUGUAUUGUAUCAACGUGGUAAACAACCAGUUAAUUGGCCAUUAAGAUGCUUACGUCGUUAUGGAUAUGACUCAGAAAUAUUUAGCUUUGAAUCUGGUAGAAGAUGCUCAACUGGUCCUGGUAUAUAUGCAUUUAAAUGUCGAAGAGCUGAUCAAUUAUUUAAUCUUGUACAAACAAAUAUUCAGGUUUGUAAUAAUAAUGGUGAUACAGAUACAAUAUCACGUGAUUUAUCAAUAACACAACAUUCUGGUCCAACAUUAACAAGAAUGACAAUACCAAAUGAACCAAAUUACCUUGAUCCAACACCAAUAAGAUCAAAUAGUCGUUUAGUUACACGUUUUUCACACAAUCAACACAAUGGAAUUGGAAGAUUAAGUAGUGCUGGUAGUAGUAGUGGACCAUUAUCACCACAGGGUACAAUGGGUUCACCAUCACCACCACCAAUGAUGAUGCCACCACCACCACCGCCACCACUUCAACAACAUCCGUCCGCUCUUUAUGUUAAUGAUGAAGUUUUAUCAUCAUUUACAAUGGAUUUAGAAAAUAAUAAUAAUAAAAACCAAAGAAGAUCUGUUCAGAGAUCAUGUACAUUGAGUAGUACAACAUCAAGUAUUGGUAUUGCAUCUGAAAUACCCCUACCACCAUCAACAACAACAACAAUAGCUCAAUAUAACUCGGAUAAUUAUCAAAAUCAACCACUACCACCACAGCCACCACCAUUGUCAGCAAUGGCAUCAUAUAUGAAUAUUGAUAUUAGUAAUGAUGCAAGUCCAUUAUCACCAUCACAUAGUUUUUCGUUAUCAACAUUAUUACGUGAUGAUAAUAUUGAGACUGAUACAAACCAUGCCUAUAUGAAUAUCAAUCCAGGUAAUGAAAAUAUGGAUACAACUAAUUUACCAGUUACAACAACUAUUACAUCAACAACAUCGUUAUCAUUAUCAUCAAUAGCAGCUGUAUCAACAACAACGACAACAAUAACACCAAUAGCAACAAUAUCAACACCAACGUCAAUUGUACCAUUGACAACAACAACAGCAUCAGCAGCAACAACAACAACAAUGACUAAAAAAAUUAAAAAAUCACGUCCAUCAUUACCAACAUUAGCAAAUGAUUAUGAUGAUGGUUCACGUCAUUGUUAUGCAAAUUUAGAACCUGGCGAAAUUGAAAACUUAAGAAUGAUGAUACCAGCUAAUACAUGUAGCAAUGAUAAAUCAUCAUUACCACCAACAACACCAUCAUCUGAAUCAAUUAAAGAAGUAAAUUAUGCUAUACUUGAUCUUGAUAAAAAUAAUAUAACAACAAAUGAUGGUAAUAAUGCAAUUCCAUCACCACCAGAUUCACCAAGUAAUUCAUAUCCACAAAAAGGUUAUGCAACAAUUGAUUUUAAUAAAACAGCUGCGUUAUCACACUCUGUAAAUCCAAAUGUUGUUAAUGAUAAUGAAGGUUCACGUAAAACAAGGCAUAAUUCAACUAUCAAUGAUUUAAAUUCACCAACAAGACAAACGUCAUCAAUCAGUGAAUAAUUAUAAUAAUUUAUUUAGUUAAAAAGUGAUGGUUUUUCAUUUUUUUACACAAGUUAUUUUUUAUUAAUAUUAAUUUAAAGAAACAAAAAAAAUAUGGACAAAAAAUAAUAAUAAUACGUGCCUGUUGUAAAUGCUAGCGAGGAUAAUUAUUGUUUUUUUUUUUUAUUUAUUUAUAUUUUUUUUUUUCAAGAAAAUAUCGGUCUACAAAAAGAUAGAAAUAAUUUUUCAAUAAUAUACAAAAUUUUUAUAAGCUUUAAAUUUAUUAAUUAACUUGAAAUAAUAAUUUAUUGAAUUUUGAUAAAUUCUAUUGUUUAAUUUAGAAAUAAAUAAGGAAUUUUUUUUUUAUAUUAUAAUAUCAAGUGGCAUAUUCAACACCAAAAAAAAAAAAAGUUUAUCAAGUUGAGAAAAAAAAGAAAAAUUAAUAAUUUAUUUAAGAAUAUUUCUCUUUUUUUUUUUAUAUUAAAAAUGAAUGGAUAUUUUUAAUUGAGCUUUACAAUAACGUCCAUGACACAAUGAAAUUAUUUAAACAAAAAAAAAAGGUUUAUUAGAUUAUAAAAAUUAAUUGUAUGCCAAAGAGAAAAAAAAUAUGAAUUUAUAUUUCGAUUAAAUAUGUAACGAUGAAUUUUAUUGAAAUAUUAAUUAUGAUUGUCAAGGAGUAUAUUGAUGUUGAUAAGUAUACAAUAAAAUGCGUUUAAUUAGGCUAUAAAUAUAAAAUACAAUAACAAUAAUAUAUAAACAAUUAAAAACAUUAUUUUAGUUUGAAAAAAGAAUUUGUUCUUCCAUUACUAAAAGUGUUUAUUUACAAUGAAAAAAAAAAAUAUGUUCUUCCGUUAUGUUUACAUAUUUGUGCCAAAGCAUUUAUGAAAUUGAUGCAUCGAAUUAUUGAAAAUAUAAAUAUAUAAUUAUUAAUUAAUGAUAAUAAUAAUGCUCAGUCUUUAUUUUAGAUAUAAACAAAAGAAAAAAAUAUUUAAAAAAUUUUUAAGCAAUGAGUUUUAUGAUUUUUUAUUAAUUUAUAUAUAUUUUUUUUCAAUAAACAUUUUAUUGUUAGUUGAAAAUUAUAGUGUAUUAUAUAUAAACACAUAAAUAUAUUUAAAUAAUAAAAAAUUGUUAGGAUAUUAGGAGAAUGAAAAAAAAAAUAUAUAAUCGUGAAAUAAAAAAUUGUAAACUUGUGCGUCAUAACCAUGGCAGUAUUAUUGUCAUCACAACAACAAUUAUCACUUAGUAUUUUUGCCUUACGAACAAAGUGAAGUAUAAUUGUUUACAAAAAAAUAUUAUAAAUAAUAAACACGAUAUGUUCAACGCCAGUUAAUAAAGCUUCCACAUAAAUUAAAAAUCGAAACAACAAAAAAACAAAGAUAAAAUUCAUUCGAAAUAUUAUAAUAGUAUAAUCAUUUUUUUUUUAUAUUUUUAUUUAUCUAAAUAUUAAUUAUAAAAAAAGGCAAAUAAUUCAAUAAAAUAUUCAAAGGCAUUACAGAUUAUUAUCAAAAAAAAAUAAAAUAAAAAUUGUAUAUAAAAAAAAAGUGGUAAGCUGUAUUUUAUCGAGCAAGCCUGCGAGAUAAAUAAAUAAAUAAAUGCAGUAAAUGUUUGGCUGUGAAAAUAUCGUUGCCACAAAUAUUAUAAUCUAUUUAAAAAAAUAUAUAUAUAUAAAAACAAACAAACAUAAACAACACAGUAAAUAAAAUAAUAAAUAUUAAAUUAAAGGGUGAAAAAUAAAUAGUUCAAAAUAAAUUUUCAAUAGUUAUAAAUUCAAAAAGAAAAAAAAAAAAAAAACAAACAUAUUUUUCUAUUAGGAACGACUUUCUUGAAAAUAAAAAAAAUAUAUUUAAAAUGCCGAGGUAAUUGAAGCGGAAAUGCUGUUAAUCGCACAUAAUAUACAAUUUAAAUAAUAAUAAUUAACACACAGACAUUAAUUAUAAAAUUAUACGAUAAAUAAAUUUAUGAAAA
Aphidius gifuensis is the source of this 4134-nucleotide messenger RNA. Its product is annotated as fibroblast growth factor receptor substrate 2. Lineage: Eukaryota; Metazoa; Arthropoda; Insecta; Hymenoptera; Braconidae. The record is from RefSeq and is a predicted model, not a curated record. The coding region runs from base 544 to 2190 and encodes 548 amino acids. Gene Ontology annotation, biological process: cell surface receptor protein tyrosine kinase signaling pathway. The transcript is spliced from 3 exons. Gene Ontology annotation, cellular component: cytoplasm.